UGCAAGGGCUUCCACAAAAUAAGGAGCCUCCUGUUACUUCUUCCUCCAUUAAACUAGAACCUUCCAUUGCUAGCUCAAAAAAACAAAGCUUGUGGCUUUGUAUCUUUUUCUGUUGGCUUUGACCAAUUAGGGUUUUUCUAGGGUUUUAGUAUUAUAAUCAAGAACCCUUUUUUUUUUUUGACUUCCUUUCCAGUGUAGUGAAAUGGUCAGGUCCAAUGGUGUUCGUCUUGUUCAUCGCCUUGCACGCUGCACCUUUUCUUCUGCUGCUGGAUCUUUGUUAAAGGGUGGUUGUAGGGGGUACAAUACAGCAGUGUGUUAUCAAUCAAGGGGUUUGUUUUAUUUGAAUUCUAAUUAUGGGAGCAGAGAAAGGGAUUGGUUAAGACUUGGAUUAUUCAAAGGCAAUUUUGGUGCCACCAGAUCAAUUCAUGGAACAGCCAUGAGUUCGAAAGAUUUUUAUGAGGUUCUUGGCGUCAAUCGAAAUGCAACUGCCUCUGAAAUCAAAAAAGCAUAUUAUGGGCUUGCAAAGCGACUGCAUCCAGAUAUGAACAAAGAUGAUCCAGAAGCCGAAAAAAAGUUUCAAGAAGUUUCAAAGGCUUACGAGGUUUUGAAGGAUGAUAAAACACGUGAACAAUAUGAUCAGCUUGGCCAUGAUGCAUUUAAUAACAUGAACAAUGGUGGAGGUGGAGGUCCUGGAUUUGAUCCGUUUGGUGGCUUCAAAAGUCCAUUUGAAGACAUUUUUAGAAAUGCUGAUAUUUUUGGCAACAUCUUUAACAGAGACAUGGGAGGAGAGGAUGUCAAGGUUCCGAUUGAACUAUCCUUCAUGGAAGCCGUUCAGGGGUGCUCUAAGACUAUUACAUUCCAAACAGAUUUGCCUUGCACUGCUUGCGGUGGAACUGGUGUGCCUCCUGGCACUAAACCUGAAACUUGUAAGCGCUGCAAAGGUUCUGGUGUGUCAAUCUCUCAAACUGGUCCUUUCACCCUUCAGACCACUUGUCCUUCAUGCAAAGGAACAGGGAAAAUUGUAUCGAGUUUCUGCAAGUCUUGCAAGGGAAACCGUGUAUUACGAGGACCAAAGACAGUGAAAGUGGAUAUCAUGCCUGGAGUAGACACCGAUGAGACACUCAAGGUGUAUGGAAGUGGUGGAGCAGAUCCUGAAGGCAAUCGACCUGGAGAUCUUUACGUUGUUUUUAAGGUCAGAGAAGAUCCUGUUUUCCGUAGAGAGGGCUCUGAUAUUCAUGUAGAUGCUGUUUUGAGUAUCACCCAGGCAAUCUUGGGAGGAACAAUCCAAGUCCCAACUCUGACGGGAGAUGUUGUUGUUAAGGUUCGCGCUGGCACUCAACCUGGUCAAAAGGUCGUCCUCAAAAAGAAAGGAAUAAAAGGACGGAAUUCCUACUCAUUUGGAGAUCAGUUUGUCCACUUCAAUGUCAGCAUUCCCACAAACUUGACACCAAGACAGCGUCAAUUGAUUGAGGAGUUCGCCAAGGAAGAGCAAGGGGAAUACGAUAAAGGGGCUGCAGCAGGAGCCUCAAGGUGAGGGCACAAUACACGAGGUAGGUUAGGGGGAUAUAGGCGCGAGUUAAAGUAUGUACUAUCAAAUAUUCUUUCUCAUGAGCUGGGAAACUUAGCCAGAGCAAUUUUGGGGAGUGAUCAUCGCCAUUUUAUCCGUUUCCUUUUAACAUUCGGGCGAGGGUUUAAUUGUUGCUUGAAGGAAGGGACUGGUUGGUUAUAGCAUCGUUAUUGUGACAUCAAGAUAAUGUAGCAUUUGAUCUGCAACUUAGUGUUGUAUAUAAAUAUGAAACAAAUAAAUGUUUCUGGAGGACAGUGAAAUACUUCCAUGACGUUGAUCCUCAAA
Messenger RNA from Capsicum annuum, 1852 nucleotides. Its product is annotated as chaperone protein dnaJ GFA2, mitochondrial. Gene Ontology annotation, biological process: protein refolding; response to heat. The coding region runs from base 203 to 1534 and encodes 443 amino acids. The record is from RefSeq and is a predicted model, not a curated record. Lineage: Eukaryota; Viridiplantae; Streptophyta; Magnoliopsida; Solanales; Solanaceae. Gene Ontology annotation, cellular component: cytoplasm. The transcript has 18 exons. Gene Ontology annotation, molecular function: ATP binding; heat shock protein binding.